Messenger RNA from Lineus longissimus, 4057 nucleotides. RefSeq lists its product as uncharacterized. The record is from RefSeq and is a predicted model, not a curated record. Lineage: Eukaryota; Metazoa; Nemertea; Pilidiophora; Heteronemertea; Lineidae. The coding region runs from base 547 to 3363 and encodes 938 amino acids. The transcript has 4 exons.
UUCCACCAACCAUUGACCAUACCACACACUGUACACGUUGUAAAAUUGAGAGUAGACAUCUCAAUUGCAAACUUCAUUGCAUCUCAUGAUCUCGGAUGUUAUGUUUAUUAACUGUAAAUUAUCAAGUUUUAAAGUAUGCUUAAAAUAUCUCUCAUUUCAUGCAUUUCAGAACAAGGUAUUGAUGAAGAAGUUGCAAUUUUGUUAGACGACGUCACCCUAAGGGAGCUAGUGCCAAGGAUAGGAAUUCGGCUGAAACUCAAACAACUAAUCUCAUUACAUUUACAGGUAAGCCUGUAGACUGUUUAUACUAUGGAAACCAGUAGUCAUCAUUUUACCUGUUUUGUUUGUUCCAAUACUUUUCAAGGACUUCAACCCCUUUUUUAUCAUUUGCGGACAGACCAUGCGAUAGUAUAUUCGAGUGAUUAUUUUGCCUGUGCUGAAGAUGGAUGUCAGCGGACAUUUAGUACCCAUUGGCCGUAUAAAAGACAUCUACUUAAGCAUGUUCUUUCACUUGACACUGCAAGCCAUGAUGUUGGUGAAUGCCCAAUGGAGGUUUCCCCCUUAGACAAUACCGUUGAUGAUGAAGUGUCAGAUGGAGAUGAUCCAGGAGAAAGCAUUCAUGGUUAUGAGCAAAACACACCCCAGCCUCAGAGUAGAAGUGAAUCUGUUACGGUCGACCUUCAUGUCAUUGCUGCCAAUUUUGUUAGUAAAAUGAAAGCCAAAUCAAAUGUCCCAUUAUCCUCUUUACAAAAUAUUAUUGAAUGUACCUCAGAGAUGUUCAGUGAGAUCGUUGGAAUGCUAGAGAAUGAAACGCUGCGUGUGAUGGAGGAGACUGGUGUAGAAUUGGAAGGUGAAAAAGUUCAACAUCUGAAGAAGAUUUUCAAAGACUCUUGUUCUCCAUUCGCGGGUUUUGAAAGUCAAUAUAAGCAGGAAAAAUAUUUCGCAGAUAAAGGUACGUACAUUCCCCCUGUAUCAAUUCCACUUGGUGUAGCCUUCAAUCCAAAGCGUGAUGCAGCCACUGGAGGUGUUCGACAAAGCCAGACACACGAUAGUUUCCAGUACAUACCAAUCAAAGAUGUUUUACGUGCUGUCCUCAACCAAGAUGGUGUGCUUGAUAGCAUAGAGCAGUACAGGUCAGCAACAGCUGAUGAUGACCUGAAGGACUUCAAGGACGGGGAGUUCUACAAGUUCUACAAGUGUCAUCCAUGCCUCGGCCAUCAGGACUGCGUGAACAUUCUUUUGUACUUUGACGAGCUCGAGACGACUAAUCCAUUACGAGGAAACGGGACUCAUAAAUUGGGAAUGUUUUACUUCAUUAUAAAGAAUUUCCACCCUGCAUACCUAUCAUGUUUAGAUAAUAUAUUUCUGUUGGCUGUUGCCCGAUCUGAGGACAUCAAACACUAUGGCAUAGAUGCUAUUGUUGACCAUAUACUACCAGACCUGAAGAGCCUUGAGUUGGAAGGACUUACAGUUCAGAAUGGUGAUGACACCUCAUCAACUCUGAAAGUUCGAAUUGCCCUCGGACAGACGACUGGGGACAAUCUUGGACUCCACACACUUUUUGGUUUUGCUGAAAGCUUCACUGCAAAUUUUCCAUGCCGUUAUUGCAGCAUGCAUAGAGAUGCCGCCCAUACUGCCACCAGGGAAGAGAGUGAAUUGCGCCGCACACGGGCCUCAUAUGAUGAAGAUGUCGCAACCAACAAUGUUUCUGAGACGGGGAUAAAGAGAAACUGCCCUCUUAAUACUCUCAGCAGUUUCCAUGUUGUUGACAACUAUGUGUUUGAUAUAAUGCAUGAUUUGUUGGAAGGAGUCUGCUUGAUUGAGGUCAAAUUGGUUCUGAAAUCUUGGAUUGACCAAGGCCGCAUCACUCUCGAUACAAUCAACACUAGAUUGACUAGUUUUGACUACGGAUUUUGUGAGGAUAAGAACAAGCCAAAUAUCAUCACAGAUAAUUCAUUAAAAAAAACCAUGAAUGCCACUGGACAAAAGGCAGUGCAAACCGCCUUCCUCAUCAGACACCUCCCCAUUCUGGUUGGGGACAUAAUUCCAGAGAAUGAUGAACAUCUUGAACUGAUUCUCCGUCUUCUCCGCUGCAUGGACAUCAUCUUUUCUCCUCAAAUUGCCAAAGGAGAAACUGACUUGCUUGGUCAACUUAUCCAAGAUCACCAUGAACAUUAUCUGUCAAUCUUCCCUGAUAAGCAUCUCCUUCCCAAGCAUCAUCAUAUGCUACACUAUCCAUCAGCUAUAGAAGCAAUAGGACCCUUGAUCAGAUUCUCCAGUCUUCGAUUCGAAGCAAAGCACAAUUACUUCAAACAGAUAUCCCACAUAUGCUGUAAUUACAAGAACAUCUGCAAAACCAUGGCCCUACGUCAUCAGUUGACGUUGUCUGACCUUUGCUUCAAAGGAAAACUGUUAACACAGAAGCCUGUCAAAACUGGAAAGGGAUCUUUCCAGAAGGUAUCCAACUUCAGACCCAAUGCUGAUGUUAUCACUGAUGAAACUGGUGCACUGAUUGAUGAGGAACUGUUUGUAUCAAGCUCUGCAGAAUUCAAUGGUAUUGAAUAUCGCCCUGGUAUGAUGGUAGCCAUUGAUGUUGAUUCAGAUUGUGGCAAUGUCGUGUUUGGCGAGAUCAAAAAUGUCUUCAUUAGAGACCAUUUCCUGGUCUACCUCUUUGUGCAUGAGUGGGAGACCCUGUGGUUCGAUGACCACUUACAUGCGUAUGCACUCAAAGAACAUGCAGAGAGUCAGACUACUUGUAAAACUCAUUCGAAAAUCAUUUUCAUGUCAGUUGUUGAUUUAUUUCAUCUUUUUCAGAUUGAACAGGAUUAUGAUUGUUUAUUCGAAAAUGGUAGCCAACUCACCAAACUCUGGGAUGGCUUUUUUGGCAAACGGAUCAUUACAUAUGCCUCAGCUGAUGAAGAAAGUGUGGUGGCCCUCCAACUGUUGCCACACAUACUACCACCAAAGCCAAUAAAGUCAUCAAAUGUGGUACAUAGACCAUCAAACUUGGAAGCAGCCAAUGCUUUCAUCAGGUUCAAACAGGCAACAACAAACAUAGCAGCCUUCCUCGACACUGUAGAGGGAGAGGUCCAACCAUUCAUUCUAGCUCUUGGGGAUCGCCAUAAACCAACUCAAUCAUUUGUUAUUGUUGAGCGCAAUGCAGUGGAGCAGACAUCUCUGUUGAAAGCAGUUGACUGCUGCUUCAAGCUUUUCUUUGUUCUGGACAUCGCUUAUCCAGCAAGCUGUCACAUUGUUUGGGAGUUUCUGCAGGAUUUGGUUUACCAAGUGCCUGUCAGAAAGGGGCAAACAGCCAUCAGUAAGAAUGUGACGAGUUUAAGGAAUUAUUUCAAUGUUGCCAAGUAAAUAUGAUGUUGCAUCAAAUAAGCAACUGGUUUUUGAUCUGACCUACUUUUCAAGGUCACAGAGGUAAAUACACAAAACCACUCGAGUGGGAUUUCCGAGGUAUCGGACUACACCCCGAGUGAUGGUCUUUGGCUGGAAACCCCCGAGACUGCAGGAUGUGACGAGUUUAAGGAAUUAUUUCAAUGUUGACAAGUAAAUGUGAUGUUGCAUCAAAUAAGCAACUGGUUUUUGAUUUGACCUACUUUUCAAGGUCACAGAGGUCAAUAUGCGUUCUCGGGGGUUUCCAGCCAAAGACCAUCACUCGGGGUGUAGUCUGAUACCUCAGAAAUCCCACUCGAGUGGUUUUGUGUAUGUAAAUUUCUUUCGAUCAUUUUUAGUGAAAAUUUGGGCAAGAAGUUUGAUUUCGGCUGCAACACUGUUUCAACAAUGCAAGUCUGGAUUCGCACGUGUGGUAUCUGGUAUUUUUAUCUCAUGGCCGGACUGACCGCUGUUUCAGUCGGAUUUCCCCGGUCGUUUAUUGUCUUUGAAUAUGCAAUCACUGGCGUUGGGGCUAUCAUAAACCAUCAGUCGUGCUUCGAAAACAGUUGUGGGCUACAUUUGCGCCAAUUUCGGCUGGUUUUGUGGAAUAAUUAUGUUUUGAUACGACAAAACGUGACUUUGUGCACUGGAUUUCACUGACAUCGGGCAUGGGAUA